GCCGGGCCGGCCGGGGCUCGGCGCCGCCGCCGAUGGGGGAGUGCGGGGUUCCCCCCCAGGUGCAGCUCUUCCUCCGCGCCUGCGAGCAGGGCGACUGCGAGACCGCCCGGCGCCUCCUCGGGCUGCCCGGCGGCAGCGCCGAGCCGGCGGCCGCCUCCGCCUGCGGCAGCGAGGAGCCGGCGGAGCCCCGCGGAGACGCGGCGGCGGUCGUCGCCACCCCGGUCCCGGUCCCGGCAGCCGCUGCCGUCCCCGUGGACUGCACCGACGAGGCCGGCAACACAGGGCUGCAGUUCGCCGCGGCGGGCGGCCACGAGCAGCUGGUGCGGUUCCUGCUGCGGAAGGGGGCCUCGGUGCAGAGCAGGAACCACUACGGCUGGAGCCCGCUGAUGCAGGCGGCCAGGUUUGGACAUCUAAGCGUGGCUCACAUCUUGCUGGAAAAUGGUGCUGAUCUCAACGCACAGAAUAAGUUGGGAGCCAACGUCCUCACAAUGGCCUCUAGAGGUGGCCACGUCAGCAUGGUGAAAUUGUUGCUGGAAUCUGGAGCUUUUGUAGACAAUUACGACCAUUUUAGCACAAAUGUGCUUAACAGCAGCAGAGACGACCUUCCUGAUAUCACUCCACUGAUGGCAGCCGCUCAACAUGGACAUGAGGCAGUGGUACAUCUGUUAUUAGACUGGGGAGCUGAUUGCAAUUACACUGUGAAGACUAUGGGCUGGAGUCCUUUAAUGCUGGCAGCUGUUAGUGGAAAGGUGAGCUUGGCACAGCAGCUCAUGGAGAAGGGUGCCAAUCCCGAUCACCUGAAUGUACUACAUAAAACACCUUUCGAAAUCUCUGUUGGCUUCAAACAUAAAGACAUGAAGGACUACCUGGAAUCUCUCACAACAAUUAGACCCCAGGCAGAUACAGAAAAGAGGCAACCUGAUGUCUUCCAUGCUUUGAAACUGGGCAACUUUCAGCUGGUUAAAGAGAUAGUUGAUGAAGACCCAAGUCAGGUCAAUAUUACCAAUGUUGAUGGCGCAUCUCCGUUAAUGAUUGCGGCUGUAACUGGGCAGCUGCCCCUUGUCCAGCUCCUUGUUGAGAAAAAUGCUGAGGUUGACAAACAGGAUAAUGUUCAUGGCUGGACAGCACUAAUGCAGGCCACAUACCAUGGAAACAAAGAAGUGGUAAAGUAUUUAUUAAAUCAAGGAGCUGACAUCAAUCUUCGUGCAAAAAAUGGAUACACAGCUUUUGACCUGAUAAUGCUCCUGAAUGAUCCAGACACAGAACUUGUACGGUUACUCGCAUCAGCAUGCAUGCAAGUAGACAAAGACAAGAAUAAACUCAACAACAGAUCAUCUUUGCCUUGUUCCAGAAGUAGGCAAUCCUUAAAUGUCCCAAUGCUGCCAGAUGACAAAGGAGGUUUAAAGUCUUGGUGGAGCAGGAUGUCCAAUCGAUUCCGCAAGCUGAAGCUGACUCAGACGUUGCGCCACGGGUUUUCUUCCAAUCAGUUUGGGCCUUUUCCUGAUGAGCCCGGAUCUUCAUUAAAUUCCACCAUUAAAGCAGUUUCACAGAGUGAUACAGACACCUCUGGAACCCCUGAUGCUCCUACAGCUUGGGUCACAAAUAACAAAGGUGUAAACACUGCAAAAGGAGGGAAGAAUGAUGAAUUAUUGACAACCAUGUUGAGAAGUAGUGCUCCAUUUACCAGGCUGCCCAGCGAUAAACUGAAAGCAGUGAUACCCCCUUUCUUACCACCCUCGAGUUUUGAGCUUUGGAAUUCUGACCGAACACGAAUCAACAAAGAUGGCAAAGCUGAACAGAUGAGAACUGCCUGGCCACAGAGAGUGAUCAAGCACGAUUUUAACAGCAGUGGGAACUCUGAUGUAAUGUCUGUUAGCAAAGGUACAAGGCCAGUCAAAUUACCAGCAUUUGCAAGAAGACCUGCAUCUCCUUCAAAUUCCAACAACUUCAACCAUUCUCCCCAUUCUUCUGGUGGAUCCAAUAACAUUGCAGGAAUUAACAGGCACGGAGGAGAACUGCAUAACAGAUCAGGUGGCAGUGCAGAUAAUGUUUUGUCUCAAAUCGCAGCCCAGAGAAGAAAAGCAGCAGGCUUACCUGAACAGAAGCCCAGCCAACAGAAUAGUCCAGUCCAGCCAACUCCUUCAUCCACCCUGUCUGAUUUGCAGUGUGCUCAAACUGUUGGCAAUGGCCAUGUAGUAAAGCAAAAACUGGAGAUGAACAAAAGACCUCCAUCUGGGACUUCAUCUACAUCUAAAAGCACAUCACCAACUCUCACGCCUUCCCCAUCACCCUCCCCGUCUCCUAAGGUUCACAACGUGGAGUCCUCUCUCUCUUCUUCUCACAGACAGGCCAAGAGCAAUGGUUCCAGCAGUGGUACUAUUACAGAAGAUGGCAAUCAGUUGGUGGACCAUCAGCAGUUUUUCCCUAUUCUGAGAACCAGUGAUGUAGAAAAUCCUGAAAGAAGAAACCAUGUGAGAGUAAAAGGAGGCUGUGAAAACUUGGAGAAAGAUGAGCUGACUGGCAUCCUUAAAAAAUUGUCACUUGAGAAAUAUCAACCUAUUUUUGAGGAACAAGAGGUGGAUAUGGAAGCCUUCCUUACUCUUACUGAUGGCGAUCUGAAAGAGUUGGGUAUUAAAACUGAUGGAUCAAGGCAGCAAAUUCUGGCAGCUAUUUCUGAACUGAAUGCAGGAAAGGGACGAGAGAGACAGAUUUUACAAGAAACUAUACACAACUUCCACUCUUCCUUUGAGAGUAGUGUUAGUAACACACGACCUCCUGCUCAUUCCCAAACACCUGGCUGCUCUAUAAAACCCCAAGAAGCUAUUGCUCCUAAGAGGUAGCUACUGGAAAAAAAGGAUUUUGUUCUUAUGGUGAAGUCUGGGAUCUGGCUGAGUCAAUCCAAGUGUACAAAGGAAAAUUUGAAACAUUAGUCCUAACUGCACCUGUACAAAACUUUCUGAAGUAAUGUCGAUUAUAAUUCCAAUGCCACAAAGCAUCAAAGAAAGUAAUGAAAAGAUUGCUUUUGUAGUUCAACUUACGAGUUGAACUGUUCAAGGCUUCAGUGGUUUGGACUUGAGAAGAACAAAGAGAAGGAGGAAGAAUGAAUGGCCAUAUAAGAUUCAUGUUUUCAUCCUACUUUUUAGUGCCUAUAGAUGAAGAACCCAUAGGAAGCCUAUCUGGGCACAGUCAAGAAGAACAGAAGCAUGGAAGAAGUCAUGAAAAUCACCAUGAAUUAUGAGAGCCUCUACAUGGAGAAAUAUAUAGCUGAAUAUACCACUGUUGGCUGAAUACAGACGAGUCCAAGUUGAAAAUACAGUGGUUUCAUGAGGAGGUGUCUAAAGGAAAAGCAAUGCUGCAUUCUUCAGUAACUAAAAUACACUUUAUCUACUCAAUAUUAAGAGGUUAGAACAGCAGUAAAAGUAAACACAAAAUACCUAUUUGUAAAAAUAGCACUUUAUUUAAGGAACUGCAUAAUCUGUCACUGAUAUUUAAACAUAAAUAGUAUUAAAGUAUUUUAUAUUGUUGAUCUGUUGUUUUGAGAAUAAAACCAUAUAAC
This is a messenger RNA of Cygnus olor (mute swan), 3556 nucleotides long. RefSeq names its product ankyrin repeat and sterile alpha motif domain containing 6 (gene ANKS6). Gene Ontology annotation, biological process: innate immune response. The record is from RefSeq and is a predicted model, not a curated record. NCBI's taxonomy places the organism in Eukaryota, Metazoa, Chordata, Aves, Anseriformes, Anatidae. Gene Ontology annotation, molecular function: protein binding. The coding region runs from base 33 to 2840 and encodes 935 amino acids. Gene Ontology annotation, cellular component: cytoplasm. The transcript has 17 exons.